ACGUGUGUGAGCGUGAGGAGCAGCACAGGGAAGAUGUGUGUGUGUGUUUCCUCCUGGAUGGAGCGACGUGGUGAAGAGGGACUCACUUCUGACUACAGCUAACAGCCGAUAAAGCCGACUCUCCAUCUGGAUCUCAUACUUUAUGUUUUAUUUAUUUCAACCUGUUCUAUUUUUUUUGCACUUUUUCUUUUUGUUCGCAGUCCGAGGGAAACUUUCACCAUGAUUUCAAACCCAUGACUAAUUGGAGAGGAUUAACUUUUUGGUUUUUUGGACGUGCACUGCUAUUCCCACGUUACUCACGGAUGAGGGUCCACCUGGGCGAGGGGCUUUAGGGACGACAAUCAGCAGAGAGAGAGAGAGCGCGCGAGAGAGAGAGAGAGAGAGAGAGAGAGAGAGAAGGGGGAGGAAAGAUAGUGAGUGUGAGAGAGAGAAAUUCUAGAGCUUAUAUUGAUACAUGUCACACUGACAGCCAUAGAUUGAAGAUUUAUGAAAUAAAAUAUUGACGUGUGCAGGAAAACAUUGCAAAAGUGAGGGGAAGAGGAUAGAAAAUCUGAGUUUGGGGAUUGAAAGGAGCGGGGCAUGAGGAUAUUGGCCAUCAUCUUUUUCCAGUGCAUCUUGAAUGUUCUCAGUGAAGAUCUUCAUUCCAGCUUGUAUUUUGUCAAUGCAUCUCUGCAAGAGGUAGUGUUCGCCAGCACCACAGGGACGCUGGUGCCCUGUCCCGCAGCCGCUGUGCCUCCAGCCACGCUGCGCUGGUACCUGGCCACCGGCGAAGAGAGCUACAACGUGCCAGGGAUCCGCCACGUGCACCCCAACGGCACGCUCCAGAUCUUCCACUUCUCUCCCUCCAGCUAUAGCAAAGUGAUCCACGACAACACUUACUAUUGCACCGCUGAAAAUCCUUCAGGGAAAAUUAGAAGCCAAGAUGUUCACAUUAAGGCUGUCUUACGGGAGCCAUAUACGGUUCGCGUGGCGGACCAGACAGCCAUGAGAGGCGGCGUAGCGGUCUUCAAGUGCAUUAUUCCUUCCUCAGUGGAGAAGUACGUUACCGUUGUGGCAUGGGAAAGAGACACGGUCGCCCUCGUCUCAGGACCUCGAUUUCUCAUAACGUCUACGGGAGCCCUGUACAUCCUGGAUGUGCAGAAGGAGGACGAGUUGUUCAACUACCGCUGUAUGACAAGGCAUCGUUACACCUCCGAGACGAGGCAGAGCAACAGCGCCCGACUCUUCGUGCCAGACCCCACAAAUGCUGCUCCUACGAUCCUCGAUGGCUUUGAGAAGAGAGAGAUCAUGGCCUCGCACAGGGUGGAGCUCCCCUGCAAAGCUUCAGGGCAUCCAGCACCAAAAUACCGCUGGCUGAAGGACAACCGGCCGCUGGAGCCAGACACACGCUUUAGACAGAGCGUGACCGGUCUGCUAAUCGAAAGAGCGCAGGCCAGUGACUCGGGCAGCUAUGUGUGCGAGGUGUGGAACAGUUACGGAAAUGCCGAGGUCAUAGGGCGCCUUCUGGUCAAAGAGCCCCUGCGGGUGGUGGUCAGUCCUAGGAAGGUGAAAGGCAGUGUGGGCAGCCAGGUUUCCCUGACCUGCAGCGUCACCGGUUCAGACGAGUUCGAGCUCUCCUGGUACCGCAACGGUGACAAGAUCAACCCUGGCGGUGACGUCCACAUGAACGGGAUCAACAAAGAGAACCUGGUGAUGGACGGCAUGGCCAAGAGUGACGGAGGAGCUUACCAGUGCUUCGCCAGGAAAGGGAAGAUCUCAGCUCAGGACUUUGUGCAAGUCAUUUUAGAAGACGGCACCCCUAAGAUCCUGUCUGCCUUCAGUGAGAAAGUGGUGAGCCCCAACGAGUUCGUCUCCUUGAUGUGUCACGUAAAAGGGACGCCGCAGCCAGCUGUAAUGUGGACCCUGGACGACGAUGUCGUUGUGAAGGAUAGCCGCCACCGCAUGGGCCACAGCAUCACUGCCGAGGGAAACGUCGUCAGCUACCUGAACAUCUCUCACACGCAGGUCCGUGACAGCGGUGUCUACCGGUGCACGUGCAACAACUCAGCGGGCACGGUGUCCUACCAGGCUCGAAUAAACGUAAGAGGUCCUGCUGACAUACGCCCUAUGAAGAACCUCACUGCCAUUGCCGGCCGGGACACCUACAUCCACUGCCACGUCAUCGGCUACCCAUACUACUCCAUCAAGUGGUUCAAGAACUCCAACCUGCUGCCAUUCAACGACAGACAGCGAGCGUUCGAGAACAACGGCACUUUGAAGCUACUGAACGUGCAGAAGGAGCUGGACGAGGGCGAGUACGCCUGCCAUGUCCUCGUCCAGCCACACGUCUUUAAGAAUCAGAGCGUCCAUGUCACUGUGAAAGUCCCUCCCUUCAUCCAGCCCUUUGAGUUCCCGCGUUACUCCAUCGGUCACAGGGUCUUCGUUCCCUGUGUGGUGCGUUCAGGUGAUCUGCCCAUCUCUAUCAACUGGGAGAAAGAUGGAAAGCCCAUUAAUGUCAGCCUGGGCGUCACCAUCGACAACAUCGACUUCACCAGCUCGCUGCGCAUCUCCAACCUGCAACGGGUUCACAACGGCACGUACACCUGUAUCGCUCGAAACGAUGCCGCCGUCGUGAAAUACCAGAGCCAGCUCAUCGUCAGGGUUCCACCAAGAUUCACCGUCCAGCCCAAAGACCAGGAUGGGAUCUACGGGAAAGCUGUGAUCCUCAACUGUUCUGCUGAUGGAGAACCACGUCCAACUAUAGAGUGGAAAUACUCUAAAGGUGCUGGCGUUCCUCAGUUUCACCCGAUUGCACUAAACUCGGGCUACAGGGUCCAACUGCUGAGCAACGGUUCUCUGCUCAUCAAGCAUGUGCUGGAGGAGGACGCCGGUUACUACCUCUGUAAGGUCAGCAACGAUGUGGGAGCCGACGUCAGCAAGUCCAUGUACCUCAACGUCAAGAUACCAGCCAUGAUCACAUCGUAUCCCAACAACACGCUGGCCACCAAAGGCGAGAAGAUUGAAAUGAGCUGCAAGGCCCACGGCGAGAAGCCCAUCAUGGUGCGCUGGGAGAAGGAGGUGGAAAAGGAGAAGCAGUCGCACAUCAUCAACCCGGAUAUGUGGAGGCACACGGUGACGGUCAAGAAGGUCAGCGAGGAGGUCAUCUCUACUCUGGAGAUCUACCCAACCUUGAGGGAGGACUCUGGGUUUUUUUCCUGCCAUGCAAUCAACUCUUACGGUGAAGACAGAGGCAUCAUUCAGCUUACAGUGCAAGAGCCACCAGAGCCUCCUAAAGUGGAGAUUCGAGAGGUAAAAGAGAGGACCAUCGCUCUCCGCUGGACUAUGGGAUUUGACGGGAACAGUCCCAUCACUGGAUAUGAUAUCGAGUGCAAAAAUAAAACAGCUACUUGGGAAAGAGCUCGCAGAACUCGAGAUGUCUCCCCAACACUGAAUCUGGCCACCAUUAUCGAGCUCCACCCUUCAUCCACCUAUAACAUCCGCAUGUUCGCCAAGAACCACAUCGGGGAUAGCGAGCCAAGCAACGAGCUCAUGGUCACCACGGAUGAAGCAGACCCUGAAGGUCCACCUCAAGAUGUGACUCUCGAAGCGAUGUCUUCUCAAAGCAUCAAGGUUACAUGGAAGGCUCCUCAGAAACACCUCCAGAAUGGCAUGAUCAGAGGCUACCAGGUGUGCCACAGGGAGCACUCUGUGAACGGGAGUCACCAGUUCAUCUGCCUGAGUGUGGAGAGCACGGGCGAGACCGAGACGCUUACCCUGAACAACCUAAAAAAGUUCACGCAGUAUGAGGUGGUGGUGCAGGCUAGCAACAGCGCUGGACCGGGACCUGCCUCCAGUGAAGUGCGAGCCACAACAAUGGAGGACGUUCCCAGCAGAGCUCCAGAGAAGGUCACCGCCACGGCAACUUCUCCUGAGACCAUCUCUCUGUCCUGGUCGACACCUCCCCGAGAAGCUCUGAAUGGUGUACUGCAGGGUUUUCGCAUCAUCUACUGGGCCAAUCUACCUGAUGGAGAAUUGGGUGAGAUCAGAAACAUCACCACCCAGCUGCCCCCCCUUGAGCUGGAUGGUUUACAGAAAUUCACCAACUACAGUGUUCAGGUGCUGGCGUUCACCCGGGCUGGAGACGGCGUGCGAUCUGAGCAGAUCUACAUUCGCACUAAAGAGGAUGUUCCAGGUCAACCAGGCGGCGUGAAGGCGGUGGCUGCAUCCAACUCUGUGGUGUACGUUUCCUGGCUCCCGCCACUCAAACUAAAUGGCGUGAUCAGGAAAUACACAGUGUUCUGCUCUAGCUUGACUCCUACGUUGGUGAGCGAGUUUGAUGCUGCUCCGGACGAAUUCCUCCACAAGGUGCAGAAUCUGUCUCGUAACAAAAAGUACAGCAUCUGGGUGAUGGCAGUAACAGCGGCAGGCCGCGGAAACAGCAGUGAGGUCAUUACGGUUGAACCACUCGCUAAAGCUCCUGCCAGGAUCCUCACUUUCAGUGGCACAGUGACAACUCCAUGGAUGAGAGACAUUGUCCUGCCCUGCAGAGCUGUAGGAGAUCCACCACCCACAGUCAAAUGGAUGAAGGAAAGCGGGAGCCCAGGCCCGGCCAUCAUCGAUGGAAGGCGAAGCAUCCACGGGAACGGCAGCUUCAUCAUCAAGACCGUGAAAGCUGAGGAUUCUGGAUACUACACGUGUGUUGCCAGCAAUAACUGGGGCACUGAUGAAAUAACGUUGAACCUGCAGGUGCAAGUACCUCCAGAUCAACCUCGUCUCACGGUGACCAAAACGACGACCACGUCCAUCACACUGUCAUGGAUACCAGGGGACAAUGGUGGGAGUUCCAUCAGAGGUUACAUUCUACAGUAUUCGGAGGAUAACAGCGAACAAUGGGGAAACUUUGCCAUCAGUCCGAGUGAACGCUCGUACCGUCUGGAGACUCUGAAGUGUGGCACCUGGUAUAAGUUCACUCUUACAGCCCAGAAUGCCGUGGGCCCAGGCCGCAUCAGUGAGAUCAUAGAAGCAAAGACUCAUGGGAAAGAACCUCAGUUCUCCAAAGAGCAAGAGCUGUUUACAAGCAUUAACGCUACCUGUGUGCGACUCAACCUGAUUGGCUGGAAUGACGGCGGCUGUCCGAUCACGUCCUUCACUCUGGAGUACAGACCUCUGGACAGUCCAGUGUGGACCAAAGCCCAGCGUACGUCACUGACAAAGAGCUACAUGCUGAUGGAUCUGCAGGAGGCCACAUGGUACGAGCUGCAGAUGAAGGUGUACAACAGUGCCGGGCUGGCCGAGAAACUGGUUAAGUUCGCCACGCUCAACUACGAUGGCAGCACAAUUUCGCCGCUAGUGACGACUACAAUUAAGGGCCCAGAGAAUAAAAGUAAUAAGAAGAUGAUGGUGACCAUAUCGUGUAUCCUGGUGGGUAUGAUUCUGCUCUUUGUCCUGCUCUUGGUGCUCAGGAGGAGGAGGAGGGAGCAGAGGCUGAAGAGGCUCAGAGAUGCAAAGAGCUUGGCAGAGAUGCUCAUGAGCAAAAACACAAGGCCAUCAGACACGCUGAACAAGCAGCAGCAGACGCUCCGCAUGCACAUCGACAUCCCCAGGGCUCAGCUCCUCAUCGAGGAGAGAGACACCAUGGAGACCGUCGACGACAGGUCAACCGUGCUCCUCACAGAGAAUGAUUUCGGAGAAACUGCCAAGCAGAAAACAACCACAGCGACACACACAGUUCAUUACCAGUCACUGACUCAGGCCACGGGGCCGCUGGUGGAUGUUUCAGAUGUUCGGCCUGGAACAAGCAAAAGCAGCCUGUCGAAUCCCACAGCACGACGAGCAGCUAAACCGGGCCCUGCCGCCCGAAGUCGCUACGCUAGUCAAUGGACGUUGAACCGUCCUCACCCGCAGGUCUCCACACACACACUCAGCACGGAUUGGAGGCUGGGAACGCCGAGAGUACCCGGCUCUGUUGACAAAGAGAGCGACAGCUACAGCGUCAGUCCGUCUCAGGACACAGGUUCUUCAUACCGAGCCCGGAGCAGCAUGGUGUCCACAGAGAGCGCUUCAUCCACCUACGAGGAGCUGGCACGGGCGUAUGAGCACGCCAAGAUGGAGGAGCAGCUCCGGCACGCCAAGUUCACCAUCACGGAGUGCUUCAUCUCAGAUACGUCCUCUGAGCAGAUGACAGCAGGAACCAAUGACUACACGGACAGCCUGACGUCCAGUACGCCGUCGGAGUCGGGCAUAUGCAGGUUUACAGCCUCGCCUCCCAAACCUCAGGACGCAUGCAGGGUCAUGAACAUGGCCGUGCCCAAAGCCCACAGGCCAGGGGGCGAGUUGGUGCACCUUCCACCAUACUUGCGCAUGGACUUCCUGCUGAACCGGGCCGCGUCAGGCCUGGAGCCACAGAAGAGCCGCUCACUGAAGCGCCCGAGCCUGGUGCCGGUGCCAGUGGAGGUUCCGGCAGCCCGGGAGGCGCAGCAGUGGCAGCCCAGCUCCGGUGCCUCCACGCUGCCACAGAGAGAAGCCGGCUCGGACUUGGGUCAGGCUGCCAAGCUCAGCACGUCGCAGGAGUCCCUCUUAGACUCUCGGGGACACUUAAAACAGAGCAGCAAUCCCUACGCCAAGUCCUACACACUGGUAUAACCCAGAGGACAUGGACUGGACACACACAUACCCACACGAACACACAUACACACAGCAAGAACUCAUCACACAGUUGUACAUAGAGGUCUUUCCUCACAGGAGGGCCACUGCCGAUUCCUUACUUUCUUUUAUGCUUUUUUAAACAUGUGGAUUCACUUUUUUCAAAAAACAAACAAAAAAAAGAAACACUCCAGAUGGGAGAUUGCCAACUUGAUUUAUUAUUAUUAUUAUUAUUAUUAUUAUUA
Messenger RNA from Clarias gariepinus (North African catfish), 6866 nucleotides. It is a transcript of the gene dscama, whose product is annotated as Down syndrome cell adhesion molecule a. Gene Ontology annotation, molecular function: cell-cell adhesion mediator activity. NCBI's taxonomy places the organism in Eukaryota, Metazoa, Chordata, Actinopteri, Siluriformes, Clariidae. The transcript has 33 exons. Gene Ontology annotation, cellular component: plasma membrane; axon. The record is from RefSeq and is a predicted model, not a curated record. The coding region runs from base 580 to 6621 and encodes 2013 amino acids. Gene Ontology annotation, biological process: axon guidance; dendrite self-avoidance; homophilic cell-cell adhesion.